Paramacrobiotus metropolitanus is the source of this 2743-nucleotide messenger RNA. RefSeq lists its product as uncharacterized. The transcript is spliced from 3 exons. The coding region runs from base 148 to 2505 and encodes 785 amino acids. The record is from RefSeq and is a predicted model, not a curated record. NCBI's taxonomy places the organism in Eukaryota, Metazoa, Tardigrada, Eutardigrada, Parachela, Macrobiotidae.
CUAAUACGGGGCUGCUUUAAGUUGUUAAAACGAACCAAGGUAAAAGCCCAUUGAUUUGAUUAAAAAGCACAUUUCAGGUCGUGCAUUCCACUGUCCACACUAUCUGAGUACACGACGACACCGCAUGCUGGCAUAAUUGUCAAUACUAUGGCGAAAGCGCGGAAUUUCUACGUGAUAGGGCUGGCCCUGCUGUUAUGCCCUUUUAGUGACAGUGCUAUUAUUCGUCGGGUACGACAGGCAUAUGGCAGUUCGCCACCCUCCAGCUCGUAUUCGGCACCGUCGCCGAUGUCCCCGGCACCCAUGCAGAGUUCCUACGGGUCAUCGCCGUCUUCAUACGGAUCCAGUCCGACACCACCAGCACCCUCUCCACCAGCACCAUCUCCGCCAUCGUCAUACGGAAGCUCACCGACGAGCUACUCCUCGCCGCCUUCUCCCAGUCCAGUUCCCAGUUCGUAUGGAUCAUCACCAACGCCACCGGCUUCGUACGGAAGUUCACCGUCAAGCCCGGUACCGUCCGCACCAAUGCAGAGUUCGUAUGGCUCACCGUCCCCAACACCAACUCCCUCGAGUUAUUCGGCGCCGUCUCCACCGGCUCCUAUAACCUCUCAACCAUCUUCCUACGGCUCAUCGCCCCCGGCUUCGUAUUCAUCACCGACCCCAGUUCCACCUUCACCAUCACCGCCAUCCAGCUCGUACGGAUCGUCACCCCCUGCCAGCUAUUCGUCACCGACACCACCGGCGCCGUCCCCACCUUCGACGUCCUAUGGCUCAUCGCCACCAGCCAGUUAUUCUUCCCCGACACCUCCGGCACCAAUGCCAUCACCACCUAGCACACCGUACGGCUCGUCACCUCCAGCCAGUUAUUCUUCCCCGACACCUCCGGCUCCAAUGCCAUCUCCACCUUCGACAUCGUAUGGAUCCUCACCGCCGGCUAGCUAUUCGUCCCCGACACCUCCGGCUCCAAUGCCAUCUCCACCUUCGACAUCGUAUGGAUCCUCACCGCCGGCUAGCUAUUCGUCCCCGACACCUCCUUCACCAUCGCCACCGGCCACCUAUUCUUCCCCGACACCUCCGGCACCAAUGCCAUCUCCACCUUCGACAUCGUACGGCUCGUCACCUCCGGCCACCUAUUCUUCCCCGACACCUCCGGCUCCAAUGCCAUCUCCACCUAGCACAUCGUACGGCUCGUCACCACCGGCCAGUUAUUCUUCUCCGACACCUCCGGCACCCAUGCCAUCACCACCUAGCUCGUACGGAUCUUCUCCCACUCCCCCAUCCCCGUCCCCUCCUAGUUCGUAUGGAUCCUCGCCACCGGCUCCAACACCACCAGCACCUUCUCCCCCGUCAACAUCCUACGGAUCCUCCCCACCGGCGAGCUAUUCAUCACCGACACCCCCGGCGCCCUCUCCGCCUUCCUCUUCUUACGGGUCAUCCCCACCUGCUAGUUACUCCUCCCCAACGCCGCCGGCGCCAUCUCCUCCGUCGACUUCUUAUGGUUCAUCGCCACCGGCUAGUUACUCGUCUCCGUCUCCCUCGCCUCCUGCGCCGGCUCCCCCGUCGACGUCUUAUGGGUCGCCCACACCCCCGGCGCCGUCACCGCCGACCAGCUCUUAUGGAUCCUCUCCACCGGCCAGUUACUCUUCCCCGACCCCUCCCGCUCCGUCGCCACCAUCAACUUCCUAUGGGUCAUCCCCGCCGGCCAGCUAUUCGUCUCCAACCCCACCAGCACCAUCACCUCCAGCUUCGUACGGAUCAUCGCCGCCCGCAAGCUAUUCGUCGCCGACACCGCCGGCUCCCUCCCCGCCGUCCACCUCGUAUGGCUCGUCUCCACCGGCAAGCUAUUCCUCACCGACUCCAUCACCGUCACCACCGAGUUCCUACGGGUCAUCGCCCUCCCCUUCCCCUAGCUCGUACGGCAGCCCCUCAGCGCCGUCUCCAGUGGCUACCGCUCCUAUGCAGAGCGCUUACGGCAGCUCGCCGGCUUCUUACGGCAGCGGAAGUGGCUAUGUGGCAUCACCGUCCUCUUCCUACGGCUCCUAUCCGAGCGGACCCACAAUGGCCCCGCCCAUGACUAUGGCUCCCCCCAUGACCAUGCCUCCUACCACGACAGUGCCACCACCGCCUCCGACCACCACGAUGCCGCCACCCCCUCCAACCACCACUACCCCACCGCCGCCUCCACCACCGACUACCACGGCUGGCCCCCCACCACCUCCUCCCACUACCACCCCGCCGCCGCCGCCUCCCCCCACCACCACGCCUAUGAUGAUGACCACGAUGGCGUAUGGUAGCUCAUACGGUUCAUCGUCCUACGGCGGUAGCUCGUCGUAUGGUGGGAGCUCUUACGGCGGAAGUAGCGGCUCCAGUAGUGGUUCCGGUUCCAGUACCAGCAGCGGGAAUAGUGGAAUGUGGUUUGCGUAUCAGUACCCGUUCAGUCGGGCGUAUUACAAUCCGAUGGACACCCGCAAUCCGCAAACUAUGUGGGCGCUGGGAACGGCAGUUUAAUUACCGGAAAUUAUUUAUCUAUUUGUACCUCAUUGCUCAUUUUGUACUGUUGAGUGUUCUAGUAUAAUGUACCUUUAUUUAAUUUAUUUUGCGUGAAAAUGGAUUCGACUGCAGCAGUUGACACCGAGCUACAGUAGUGUUGUGUACGUAACGGAAGGGAGGUCAAAAACGGUCAUAAUCAGAACAGUUCGACGUCAAUAAUGUCCAAUUAUUACCGAAUAAUAAGACGAAAAACUGA